AAUAUAUAUACCAAUUUUAUCAUUAAUUACUAAGCAAACCCCACAAGGAAAAAUGUUGCUGCGACUUUUCUUGUCUGAAAAAGAGUAGUAUAUAUUCAUUAGCUUCUAAGCUGGUUCUUCACAAAGCUAACCCAUCAAGAAUUGCAUAUUCAGGAUAAUUUGGUGAACUGUUAAUGGAAGAACAUUUGGUUUUGCGUGUUGACCAUCUUAUCACACCCGAAUCAUUGCACUCUCUGCCACGGCCCGAGCAUACAGAAUUAUCUGGGGGCACAUCUGUCACUCAGACAGUUGGUACAUCCUCAGGUAUUGAUGCUCAAGAGAACGAAUAUCAAAGAGCUGGAGAUGAAGAAGAGCCAUUACUUCAGACUGUGGAAUGUCGGAUUUGUCAGGAAGAAGAUAGCUUGAAAAAUUUGGAGAUUCCUUGUGGUUGCAGUGGCAGCUUGAAGUAUGCACACAGAAAAUGUGUUCAACAAUGGUGUGAUGAGAAGGGAGAUAUAACUUGCGAGAUUUGCCAUCAGCUUUAUCAUCCUGGCUAUACUGCUCGGCCCGCGUCUCCUCAAUCUGAAGAUACAUCCAUUGACAUCAGAGGUUGGACAGUGGGUGGCACUCAGGUCGACUUUCAUGAUCCUCGACUUCUUGCAAUGGCUGCUGCUGAACGCCGUCUUCUAGAGGCUGACUAUGACGAAUAUUCAGAUUCAAAUGCUAGUGGAGCUGCAUUUUUUCGGUCUGCCGCUUUGAUUCUAUUGGCCCUUCUGUUACUGAGGCAUGCUCUGAUAGUUGGAGAUGCUAAUGAGGAUGAGGAUGAUGUUUCCACCUUUUUUAUGCUUUUCCUGCUCCGCGCUGCCGGUUUUCUUUUACCUUGUUACAUUAUAGCUUGGGCUAUCGGUAUAUUGCAGCGUCGCAGGCAAAGACAGCAGGAGGCAGCAGCAAUAGCAGCAGCCGAAGUUGCUUUCCUUGCGCAGGCAGGGCAGCAUAGGGGUUUGCAUGUCACAAUUGCACCUGGACCUGCACCGGCAGCAGAACCUUCGACAACACCAGCAACUCCUCAGGUGUCAAUGCCACCGGAACAGGCAGCAACUACUCAUGUACAAUCAGUAUAAACAGCUCUCUGUUUCGAUAAGCUAAUUGUACAGAUGGUAAGCUACAUAAUGGGAAAAGAUUUUUUCUCGUUUUGUUUUUAUCAUUUACCUACUGUAUCUUUACAUUGGGAGACGCAAAAGCUUUAAAUUUCAUAUUUUGUUAUGUUUGUACUGUUGUACAUAUCAAAACAUUGCAGCCACUAGGUGGCGUGGAAAUCUUAGCCUCCAGAGUUGGUUACGACUUGAUAAAGUCGUUGCUUCAAUUGUGUAGAUACCAUAUCUUCACAUCACAUUAGUCGCUUACUGUCAUUAAUCUCAUUUAUUCUUAGUUUUGCCA
This is a messenger RNA of Solanum lycopersicum (tomato), 1416 nucleotides long. RefSeq lists its product as uncharacterized. Lineage: Eukaryota; Viridiplantae; Streptophyta; Magnoliopsida; Solanales; Solanaceae. Gene Ontology annotation, biological process: protein ubiquitination. The record is from RefSeq and is a predicted model, not a curated record. Gene Ontology annotation, cellular component: membrane. Gene Ontology annotation, molecular function: ubiquitin-protein transferase activity; zinc ion binding.